AGCUAGCCAGUCAAGUCCCGUGUUUAGUCCUCCUUCGUCUUAUACCUACUAAGGUGGUAAGGAGAGAAAUGUUAAGGGUAUUUAAGCCGUACCUUCCCACCCUACAAUCGAGGUCUUUAAGCUUUUUCUCCUCUUAAAGGUCCCGUCUUAUCCUACCCACAUUUCAUUAUAUAAAUCAAAAGGAAUCCCUUCCCCUUCCCCUUCCCCUCCCCCCUUAGGUUGAACUAUCUCCUCCUACUUCAGCAUUUCUGAAUCUUCAAAGUCUUCGUGAAUUCUCUUGCAAUUCCAUUACUGUUUCCACGUACUACUACGUUUAUCUAUUCUCAACUCUACAAGAAACUUUUUGCUGUACCUAAACGAACCGAUGACGGAAUCUCCAGUUCCAGCUCUUCCUCUCCCCCAUGGGGUCUACGUUCCCACCGUGGCUUUCUUUAACCAAGAUGACGACAUAGAUAUAGAAGCAACCCAACGCCACGCUAUUCAUCUAGCUGAUGCCGGUGUUGCAGGCCUUGUCGUACAUGGCUCCAAUGGAGAAGCAGUCCAUUUGAGUAGGAAGGAGCGCAGCCUUGUUAUUAAGACUACAAGGGCGGCUCUAGACGAGGCAGACUACCAUUUAAUGCCAAUUAUCGCUGGAUGUGGCUCUCAGUCCACUCGCGAGACGAUUCAGCUAUGCCAGGAUGCAGCAAACGCCGGCGCUAACUACGUCAUCAUACUCCCGCCGGCCUACUACGGUGGACUCCUCAACACGCACAAGAUCGUCCAGCAUUUUCACGAUGUUGCCGACGGCAGUCCAAUUCCAGUCAUAAUCUACAACUACCCUGGAGCUUGUUCUGGUCUAGACCUUUCCUCCGAUGCCAUCCUCCAGAUCGCUAGGCACCCCAACGUCUACGGUGUCAAACUUACCUGUGGGAACACAGGGAAAUUGGCUCGGAUCGUAGACGGGGCCAAGUCUGGCUUUUUUGUUGCCGGAGGUAGCGCAGACUUCAUUCUGCAAGGGCUUGUCGUGGGCGGACAUGGUACCAUUGCUGGGACUGCCAAUUUGCUUCCCCGAGCCUGUGUUCGUAUCUGCGAGCUCUUCCAUGCGGGUGAGUUGAAGGAAGCCAGAAGGCUGCAAGCGAUCGUUGCCAAGGCAGACUGGAUUGCCAUCCAGACCGGGUUUGCAGGAGUGAAGGCUGCCUUGCAGCACUUUCAGGGAUACGGCGGGGAACCGCGAAAGCCAUGUGGGCUACCAAGCGGCGAGCAGAUGGAAAUGAUUACAAAUGGAUUUCAGGAGGCAAUUAUUCUGGAACAGAGCUUGGCCUAGGGGAUACUCUGGGGGGUGGAUUUAGGUUAUACUAAACAUCAUGGGGCUCAAUUGGGUUCUCACUCCGGGGGUGGGCCACACGCUUGGCGUUAUGAGAUUGAACGGCGUUACAUGGACGGAAUAGCGCAAAAUUGAUGGCAUCCAAAAGACCUACUACCAGUUACCCUGAAUCUUGGUAUGAAAUAACAUUAUGAAAAGCAUUUAAAAUGGAUGCCCGAGUACGAGUCACCCUCAGUUAACGUCGAGAGACUAAAAUCUAGAGCUUCCAUAAGCUAGGUACCUGUGAAUAUGAUCCGUGAGAGUUCUCAUAGCCACAU
Messenger RNA from Daldinia caldariorum, 1620 nucleotides. RefSeq names its product dihydrodipicolinate synthetase family protein. NCBI's taxonomy places the organism in Eukaryota, Fungi, Ascomycota, Sordariomycetes, Xylariales, Hypoxylaceae. The record is from RefSeq and is a predicted model, not a curated record. Gene Ontology annotation, molecular function: 4-hydroxy-tetrahydrodipicolinate synthase activity. Bases 365 to 1303 code for a protein of 312 amino acids. The transcript has 3 exons.